Molecule: messenger RNA, 408 nt
Organism: Kwoniella shivajii
Lineage: Eukaryota; Fungi; Basidiomycota; Tremellomycetes; Tremellales; Cryptococcaceae
Exons: 5
Coding region: 1-408 (135 amino acids)
Molecular function (GO): carbon-sulfur lyase activity
Source: RefSeq, a predicted model, not a curated record
AUGCCUCACACUGGUUCUUGUCUUUGUGGAUCUUGUAAGAUCACCGUCAAGUCCACACAGGAGAAACAGAUCGCUUGUCAUUGUACAGAUUGUCAACAAUCUUCAGGUUCUGCUCAUUCCACUAAUAUUCUUCCCAAGAUCUCAGAUGUUGAAAUCACCGGAGAUGUCAAGGAGUAUAAUUCCAAAGCUGCUAGUGGCAAUACCGUAACUCGAGUUUUCUGCGGUAAUUGUGGUUCUGCAUUAGCUCAUAAAUCCAAAGCUUUCGGAGACUCAAUGGCAGUUCAAACUGGUAACCUCCCUGAUUUCAAGACAAUCCCUUUCGAAGCCGAAUUGUUCGUCAAAGAUCGAUGGACUGGUCUUCCCGCUAUUCCAGAAGCUGGCCAAGUUCAAGUGAUGCCCGAUGCUUAG